AUGAAUCUUGUUCAAAUCGAACGAACAUCUACCAUCGAACAGUUAUUAGAAAAUGUUUUAAAAAAAACUGAAAAUAAAAAUUCAAAUAUUUAUAAACAAAUUGACAAUAUUCUUCAAUCGAAAUCAACAAAAUAUAUUCCAGCUACAAUUUUACUUGAAGCAUAUAAAUUAUCCGAUAAAGAAAAUUAUCUACAUGAAAUUUUAGCAGGCAGUGAUUUAUUUGUACCGGCUUAUAUUGAACCAGAACGAAAUCCUGAGUUAAAUGCACGUGUUGAAAAAUUAAAAGCCCAACAAGCCAAUCAUGAAUAUGAUGAGAUGACAAAAAAUGUCAAUUUCAAUAGAAUUUAUGCAAGUAAAUCGAACGAAACAUUCAUGCCUGAUAUGAAAUCUGUACAAGGACAAUUAAUAACAAUUGCAAAUGUCUUUUUAACUAUUGGUGGAGCUUUUGUGUUUGGCUAUAAGUCUGUUGAAUAUUCAACUGGGACAAACAACUUUGUUUUGCAGAUAUCAUUUGGUCUUCUAUGUGCAUUUGUUGUUGCUGUUGCUGAUAUAUAUUUUCUUCUUAAACGUUUUAAUACACUUGCAUAA
This is a messenger RNA of Rotaria socialis, 588 nucleotides long. The record is from the annotation of a GenBank genome assembly. NCBI's taxonomy places the organism in Eukaryota, Metazoa, Rotifera, Eurotatoria, Philodinida, Philodinidae.